CCCUUUUGAACAGUUGUCUGGAUUUUGUGAUUUUUUUCUUUAAUUUCCUAAUUUCCCAUUGAUUUGCAAGUGAAAAUACACCAUGGGCGGAAGGAAGACUAAUAAGAAAAAUGCAUUUUCUCACCUCACUGUGGAAGAACGCAGAGUAAUUACUGUAGCUGAAGUUGUCCAGGCACUCAUCAAAGCCCACGAAGACAAAAAAGACAUAAACCUCAAUGCCCUCAAAAAUAAAACCGCUUCCAAGUAUGGCCUGGAAUCGUCACCCAGACUGGUUGACAUCAUUGCAGCGGUCCCCAUCAACUACAAAAAAAUUUUAGUCCCGAAAUUGUUGGCGAAACCUAUUAGGACUGCUAGUGGGAUUGCUAUAGUGGCAGUCAUGUGCAAACCUCACAGGUGCCCACACAUUAAUUACACUGGCAAUAUUUGCGUUUAUUGUCCUGGAGGCCCAGAUUCUGAUUUUGAAUAUUCUACUCAGAGCUAUACAGGGUAUGAACCUACUUCAAUGCGAGCCAUUAGGGCAAGGUAUGAUCCUUAUUUGCAAACAAGGCAUAGAGUGGAACAACUUAAACAACUAGGCCAUUCUGUGGAUAAGGUUGAAUUUAUUGUAAUGGGUGGAACAUUUAUGAGUCUUCCAGAAGACUACAGAGACUAUUUCAUCAGAAAUCUACAUGACGCCCUUUCGGGCCACAAAAGUGCUUCUGUAGAAGAAGCUGUCAUGUACUCAGAACGAUCCAACACUAAAUGUAUUGGCAUUACAAUUGAAACUAGGCCAGAUUAUUGUAUGCAAAGACACCUGUCUGAUAUGCUGAAGUAUGGCUGUACCAGGCUUGAAAUCGGCGUUCAAUCUGUCUAUGAAGAUGUGGCUUGGGACACAAACAGAGGGCAUACAGUUAAAGCUGUAUGUGAAACAUUUCAUUGGGCUAAAGAUGCUGGAUUUAAAGUUGUUGUUCAUAUGAUGCCUGAUUUGCCUAAUGUUGAUUUGGAGAGGGAUAUUGAACAAUUUAUUGAAUUUUUCAAAAAUCCUGAAUUUAGAGCUGAUGGCUUGAAAAUUUAUCCAACUCUUGUUAUUAGAGGCACUGGCCUCUAUGAGCUUUGGAAAACAGGAAGAUAUAAAAGUUAUCCUCCUUCUGUGCUUGUAGAUCUUAUUGCUAAAAUUUUAGCUUUAGUACCGCCAUGGACAAGAGUCUAUAGAGUGCAAAGAGACAUUCCAAUGCCUCUUGUUAGUUCCGGUGUUGAACAUGGUAAUCUUCGUGAACUAGCUCUGGCCCGUAUGAAAGAUCUGGGUUUGAAAUGUCGCGACGUGAGAACCAGAGAAGUAGGCAUAACAGAAAUCCACGAAAAAGUGCGCCCCUACGACGUGGAGCCGGUGAGGCGCGACUACGUUGCGAACGGUGGGUGGGAAACGUUUUUGAGCUACGAAGAUCCCAAGCAAGACAUUUUAGUCGGUCUUUUGAGGCUGAGAAAGUGUUCAAAAGAAACUACCUACAGGCCUGAACUUGUAGGAGAAACUUCCAUUAUUCGUGAGCUACAUGUUUAUGGGAGCGUUGUGCCUGUAAGUGGUAGAGAUGAUUCAAAGUUCCAGCAUCAAGGAUAUGGUACACUUUUGAUGCAAUGGGCGGAAGAUAUAGCUAUAAGUGAGCACAAAUCAAAUAAAAUUGCUGUUAUAUCAGGAGUGGGCACGAGAAAUUAUUAUCGCAAAUUAGGAUAUGAACUAGAAGGGCCUUAUAUGAUUAAAUCUCUUGUUGCUGGCGAAUAUAUGGGAGCUCAAGAGAUUUAUGAUGGUGAAAAAUUGGAUCUUACUACAGAAUAUAAAGAUUUGAAAUAUUUGGUAGAUGAGGAUGACGAUAAAGAAGAUAUGGAUUUUUUAGCUGCUUGGGAUGAGAAAAAUAGGGCUCCAGAUGAUGAGGAGGAUUUGUGGUUGUUUGAGGAUUCUAAAAAUUUAGCUGACAUUGAAAGUUGCUGAAUAAACAUGUAUGUUUUAU
Messenger RNA from Ceutorhynchus assimilis (cabbage seed weevil), 1982 nucleotides. The record is from the annotation of a GenBank genome assembly. NCBI's taxonomy places the organism in Eukaryota, Metazoa, Arthropoda, Insecta, Coleoptera, Curculionidae.